Neoarthrinium moseri is the source of this 1149-nucleotide messenger RNA. RefSeq lists its product as uncharacterized. Gene Ontology annotation, molecular function: NAD binding; magnesium ion binding; isocitrate dehydrogenase (NAD+) activity. Lineage: Eukaryota; Fungi; Ascomycota; Sordariomycetes; Amphisphaeriales; Apiosporaceae. Gene Ontology annotation, biological process: tricarboxylic acid cycle; isocitrate metabolic process. Gene Ontology annotation, cellular component: mitochondrion. Bases 1 to 1149 code for a protein of 382 amino acids. The transcript has 3 exons. The record is from RefSeq and is a predicted model, not a curated record.
AUGCUAUCGCGAACCUCUGCCCGAGCUGCCCAGCGUCUGGCGCGAGCCGCUGCCCGCCAGCAACCCCAGAUCGCGGCGCGCUCCUACGCCACCGUCGAGUCCGACAUCUUCAGGCCGACCAAGUUCGGCAGCAAGUACACCGUCACCCUCAUCCCCGGUGACGGCAUCGGCGCCGAAGUGGCCGAGAGCGUCAAGACCAUCUUCAAGGCCGACAAUGUGCCCAUCGACUGGGAGCAGAUCGACGUCACCGGUGUCGACUCGGGCUCGCCCGCCAGCGCCGAGGAGCUCUUCAGGCAGUCCGUCACCUCGCUCAAGCGCAACAAGCUCGGCCUCAAGGGUAUCCUGCACACCCCCAUCGAGCGCUCCGGCCACUCCAGCUUCAACGUCGCCAUGCGUCAGGAGCUCGACAUCUACGCCUCCAUCGUUCUGAUCAAGAACAUCCCCGGCUACGACACCCGCCACAAGAACGUCGACCUGUGCAUCAUCCGAGAGAACACCGAGGGAGAGUACAGUGGCCUCGAGCACCAGAGCGUUCCCGGCGUCGUUGAGUCGCUCAAGAUCAUCACCCGCCCCAAGUCCGAGCGCAUUGCCAAGUUCGCCUUCUCCUUCGCCCUGGCCAACGGCCGCAAGAAGGUCACUUGCAUCCACAAGGCCAACAUCAUGAAGCUUGCCGACGGCCUGUUCCGCAACACCUGCAAGGAGGUGUCCGCCGAGUUCCCCGGCAUCGAGUACAACGACAUGAUUGUCGACAACGCCAGCAUGCAGUGUGUGUCCAAGCCCCAGCAGUUUGACGUCAUGGUCAUGCCCAACCUGUACGGCGGUAUCCUGUCCAACAUUGGCGCUGCCCUGGUUGGUGGCCCCGGUCUCGUUCCCGGCUGCAACAUGGGCCGCGACGUCGCCGUCUUCGAGCCCGGCUGCCGACACGUCGGUCUCGACAUCAAGGGCAAGGACCAGGCCAACCCCACCGCCUUGAUCCUGUCCGGCUCCAUGCUCCUGCGCCAUCUUGGCCUGGACGAGCACGCCAACCGCAUCUCCAAGGCCGUCUACGAGGUCAUUGCUGAGGGCAAGACCCGCACCCGCGACAUGGGUGGUGAUGCUACCACUCACCAAUUCACCCGCUCUAUCCUCGACAAGAUGGAGCACUUGUAA